AUGGUGGAAGCCGCCGCGGGACGCCGGUCGGGUACCAGCCCUCGGCGGCCUAGCGGCGGAGGGGAGCAGCAGCUGCCCCUUGUCGCCGUCGCGCUCGCCACGCGCGUCGUCAUGGUCACGUCCGCUCCGCCCGCGGGGGGCGGUGUGGGAGGAGGUGGAGCGGCCGCUGGUGGCCGGUGUCUCGAUGACCUUCUCGGCUGCCUGCUCGGCGUGCUCCGCGUGCUUGGCUUCCCGUGGGCCGCGUCCCCUCAGAGGCAGCCGCGCCCAGUGCCGCCACGCGGGGCCAUCCCGUCGACAGCGGACGGCCGGCGCUUCGCGGCGGAGCUGAGGCGGAUCCCCGGCCGGAUUGCUGGCAAUGGCGCCUGCGCUGUUGCGUCGCUUUACACGAUGCAGGGCAAGAAGGGCGUCAACCAGGACGCGAUGAUCGUUUGGGAGAACUUCUGUUCAAGAGAUGACACCAUUUUUUGCGGUGUGUUUGAUGGUCAUGGACCUUACGGUCAUUUGGUUGCUAAGAGAGUGAGAGAUCUCCUACCCGUAAAGCUUGGUGCGGAUAUGGGGACAGAUAAGGGUAGAGAGACACCCGCUAGCAACAUGGAAGGCAACACAAAUGAAGUAGGUUUACCCGUAAACCCAGAGAGAAAAGAAACCACCACUUCUGUUGCAGCUGAGCAGGAUAGGGAAUACCCAGAGAUAUUCACAACAUUCAGAACUUCAUUCUUGCGGGCUUUUCACAUAAUGGACAGGGAUCUGAAGUUACACAAGAAUAUCGAUUGCUUUUUCAGUGGAACUACAGCAGUGGCAGUGCUCAAACAGGGUCAUAAUCUUAUAAUAGGCAACUUGGGAGACUCAAGAGCUAUCUUAGGCACUAGAAAUGAAGAUGGUCAGCUCAUUGCUGUCCAGUUGACGGUUGAUCUCAAACCUAACAUUCCAAGUGAAGCACAACGCAUCAGGCAACGCAGGGGCAGAAUAUUUGCACUUCCUGAGGAGCCAGAGGUUGCUCGUGUUUGGCUGCCAAAGUAUAACUCACCUGGAUUGGCCAUGGCAAGGGCAUUUGGAGACUUCUGUCUUAAGGAGUAUGGUCUAAUUUCUAUGCCUGAAGUCUCCUGUCACCGUGUCACAGAGAAGGAUGAGUUUAUUGUGUUGGCGACUGAUGGGGUGUGGGAUGUGCUGUCAAACACUGAAGUUGUUAGCAUCAUAAGCAGAGCCACUUCUCGGGCUUCUGCAGCACGCUUCCUGGUUGAAUCAGCUAAUCGUGCCUGGCGUACUAGGUACCCUACUUCUAAAAUUGAUGACUGUGCUGUUGUUUGUCUCUUCCUGAAUACACAUGAAGCAGAUGAACCAUCUAGUUCUGCAGCCAACAAUUUAGCAAAUGCUCUAGAAGUUAGUGGUGAUAAGCACUCAACAGUUGUCCAACUGAGCACUGGAGUAUCUGCCGAUGUGGUUAAUGCACCUGUGAAAGAUACAAAUGAGCUAUCUUUUGUUGAUGCUGUUGCGAAGCCAGUUACUGUCUCAGAUUUGACAAAGGAUGGUUCAGGCACAAAGCAAAGCAUCAUUUGA
Molecule: messenger RNA, 1557 nt
Organism: Triticum turgidum subsp. durum (durum wheat)
Lineage: Eukaryota; Viridiplantae; Streptophyta; Magnoliopsida; Poales; Poaceae
Source: the annotation of a GenBank genome assembly